Messenger RNA from Biomphalaria glabrata, 4448 nucleotides. Its product is annotated as kinesin light chain-like. Gene Ontology annotation, molecular function: kinesin binding. The record is from RefSeq and is a predicted model, not a curated record. Gene Ontology annotation, cellular component: cytoplasm; kinesin complex; membrane-bounded organelle. NCBI's taxonomy places the organism in Eukaryota, Metazoa, Mollusca, Gastropoda, Planorbidae. Bases 514 to 2517 code for a protein of 667 amino acids. Gene Ontology annotation, biological process: microtubule-based movement. The transcript is spliced from 22 exons.
GCGCGAUUAUGUGAGAACAUCCGCCAUGAUUAUGCUGACAACUCAAUGGGUGUAAUAAUAAUCUGACUAUUAUGACUAUAGAUUCUAGAUCUAUAUGAUCUAACCCAAGAUAGAAUUCCAAACUGGUUAGAUCUUUUUUUUCGAAUCCCGAAUACGCAUACGCCUGCUCACAUAUAAAAACAACAGCUUCAAUAAAAUCUUAUAGAGUACCUACUAAACGUAGAUUGUCGUUGCUGUGCUAGCUCAAUCCAGUGUUGAUGAGAGUUGAGUCAAUGAGUGACUCGAUACUCAAGUCAAGAAAGAUUGAGCACCCCCCAAUAGAGUCUAAAACUACUUCAGAACGUGUUGGUUUUCCAGUUUAUAAACAUUUCUUCUCAUGGCUCAUCUGGUUGCUCCUGCUUAAGAACUAAGCAGAGAUUCAACAAAUUUCUCACAGUUGCUAUCUUAAAGGGAAACUCCGAUGGUUUUUCAAAUACAAUGCACAUCAAGAUUUGAGGACAACACCCAACUAAGAUGGCUGAUCCUAAACCAGAGAGGAAAAAGAUUGAGGAGAUUGGCAAGAUGACAGCCCUCAACCAAGAUGAGAUUGUCAGUAAUACAAAAACUGUCAUUCAAGGCCUAGACACAUUGAAGAAUGAUUACCAACAGAUUCUGAAUACACUUUUAAAUUCUAUAAAAACCAUCAAACGUGAAAAUGGUGAUACUAACCUAGUGGAAGAAAAGACUAAUAUAUUACAAAGGUCCUUGGAGACUAUAGAACUGGGCCUUGGAGAAGGACAGGUUAUGAUGGAUCUGUCCAAUUACCUUCAGAAGAUUGAAGCAGAAAAACAGAAACUCAGAGCUCAAGUACGUAGACUGUGUCAAGAAAAUGGUUGGCUUAGAGACGAGCUGGCUACAACACAGCAGAAACUUCAGGUCAGUGAACAAAGGGUUGCCACGCUGGAAGAAGAGAAGAAACAUUUAGAAUUUAUGAAUGAAAUGAAAAAAUUUGAUGAUUCAGAUGGACAUUCUAGUGUGCCAAACGAAGAAAAAGAAAGUGAAGCUCCGUCACAGUUAGAUGAUCUUGGAUUUAAUGAUCCUGAUGAUGACCAAUCCCCAGAAGUGCUUUCCCCAUCUCAACCUAGUGCAAUGGCUCAUGCAGCAAGCGGAGGCUACGAAAUUCCAGCCCGUCUCCGCACCUUACAUAAUCUAGUUAUACAGUAUGCCUCCCAAGGCCGUUACGAGGUGGCUGUACCUUUGUGUAAGCAGGCCCUGGAAGAUCUUGAGAAAACAUCUGGUCACGACCACCCUGAUGUGGCCACCAUGCUGAAUAUCCUUGCUCUUGUGUACAGGGACCAAGGAAAAUACAAGGAAGCAGCCAAUCUGCUGAAUGAUGCCCUAAAUAUCCGCGAGAAGACCUUGGGGCCUGACCACCCAGCUGUUGCAGCCACACUGAACAACUUGGCAGUUUUAUAUGGGAAACGUGGCAAAUACAAAGAAGCCGAACCUUUAUGCAAACGUGCUCUUGAGAUAAGAGAAAAGGUUUUAGGCAAAGAUCAUCCAGAUGUAGCCAAACAAUUAAAUAAUUUGGCUUUGUUAUGCCAAAAUCAGGGGAAAUAUGAAGAAGUAGAGCAGUACUACCAGAGAGCUUUGGAAAUCUAUGAAGGGAAACUGGGGCCUGACGACCCCAAUGUAGCUAAAACUAAAAACAAUUUGGCAUCAGCCUAUUUAAAACAAGGGAAAUAUAAGCAAGCUGAAGUUCUCUACAAAGAAGUACUAACAAGAGCACAUGAAAAGGAAUUUGGAAAAGUUGAAGGUGAAAACAAAACCAUUUGGAUGCGAGCAGAGGAAAGAGAAGAAAAUAAGGGCAAGAAUAAAGAUAAAGAAGGUGGACCUCCAUUACCAGAGUAUGGCGGCUGGCAUAAAAAUAUUAAAGUUGACAGCCCAACAGUAACCACAACCUUAAAAAAUCUUGGUGCUCUGUAUAGAAGACAAGGCAAAUAUGAAGCUGCAGAAACACUGGAGGAAUGUGCAAUGAAGUCUAAGAAAAAUAUAUUGCCAGCAGGUGGGAGGAUCAGCAAAAUCACACCAGAUUUGAGCUUUACCGAGACCCCACCUGCCCUUAACCGUGGCCGUGUGACAGCCCGGCAUCCUAACGAUCCCAACGAUAAUGAGGAUGUGAGUAGUGGAAUAUGGCAGGGGGACGGGAGUGGAAGGAUGAGGCGGAGCGGCUCUUUCACCAAAUUGAGGGCAUCUUUGAAGCGUAGCAGUGCUAAACUAGUACAGAAACUAAAAGGGAAAGGCCCUGAAGGGGAUACUGGAGGAAGUCUUAAUUGGCAUGUUCGAAAUGUAUACUAUUCUUCUGAAAGCAUGAAAAGAGCAAGCUCCUUGUCAGUUCUCAACAUAAUAAGCAGUAAUGAUGACAAGUUACAUGAAAGUCGCAGGUCGGUGGGAGAUUUGAGUGUACAAAGUAGUGGAGACCUUAGUGUACGGGGCAGGACAGUCAGUACAGAACAACUCUCAUCAAGAUUAGUUUAGCCAUCUUCUUGUUUAAAUUAUUCUUUGUAUUUAGUUGCUGUAUGUAUUUUUAGUGUUGUGUACAUGAUGAAUCAAUUCUACAUUUGAAGCACUUCAAUAACAAAUAUAAUAAAUAACAACCAUACAUAUAUUUCCUAUAGUCCACAUAGCCAGUGUAUUAAGUUUUAGUUUUAACAAACUUUCUCUUCAUUACAUUUAACAGUUGGCUAGGAAACAAGGUUAUCAUACAACUAACAUAAUAGACCUGUAAUACCAUACAUCUAUCCACAACUAUAUCUUUCUUGCAAUGCCUUAGAUCAGUUAAGGGCUAGAAGGGAAUGUUUACAAAACUCUCUAAAGUUUGUUUGCAGCUUUCGAUUAUUUAUCACUUGAUAGUUUUGCUACAAAAUUUCACUGAGUGUCUAGAUUGAAACGAUGUCUUGUUAUGACUGUGGUUGAAAGAAAGAAGUCUGUUGACAUUCAAUCACUUCUCAUGUUGGUGUCUCAACGUACUGAGUGAUCUCCCCGUAUACAACCAAUGGUCUUUCAUCUGCUGGUUUGGACUAUCUGGACAUGAGCUGUACUGUCUACACUAGAUAGAACAUGAGCUGUACCGUCUACACUAGACUGGACAUGAGUGUACUUUCUACACUUAACACAAUGUAACUUACACUUGACCUCAUAGGCUGAUUUAUUUCCUCAAGUAUUUAGGACUCUUGGUCUGUUUCCGUAAGUUUUAGUAUCUAAUUUUUCUUUGGUGCUUGUAUUUCACUCUUGGCAAAGCCAUGUCUCUGCAUCUAAGUGUAUCACUUGUUUAGUCCACUCUUUACACACCAAAGUUUCGCCCAGUUUCGGAAGAGUGAACUCCCAAGUCCUACCUGCACUGGAGAUUAGUUUUGCUAUGAGAAAUGUUGUAUUUAUUUUAAGUGUCGCCAAUCUGAUUUGUUGGACCAUUUGGUAAAGAAAAUAAUUUGAAAAUUGUACUGUGUAUUUCACAUGAACACUUUUAUUGAUUUGGAUGGAAGACUGAUUAGUUUCUAAGCACUAACCUAUGUACAACUGUUAUAUCAAUGUUUGAUGGCUGUGAUUAGGUGUUGUUGUUUUUUUAGAUCUUAAGGGAGAAAAUGCAGUGGGGAGGGGGGACUUAUUAGAUUAAUUCUCCUCAUAGCCAACCAGAUUGCAUUUGUGUUUGGGUAGGGAAUGAUGAAGGAGGUGGGAAAUGAUACAUUCAAAGAUUCAAUGUUUUUUUUUUAAAUUUUCAGUGUUUUUUUUUUUUUUUUGAAUUGGCUUAUCAAUAUGUGUGUGCUAUGCAUUUGCCUUUGCUCCAAGUCUAGGUCCAUUGUACUUAAACCGAACAGUUCUAAGUUGUUCAAGACUAUCAUUUUAUUUGAUUCUAGUUUAGCUUAGUUCAUCCUGUGUCUAUGAGUGGCCUUAUUCUGGGAGGGGCAAUCUUUUCAUUUGCCUAUACAUUCUAAAUUCAGACAAUAACUAAGAGACUGCUUCUAUCAGCAUGCAAUAUUUCUCUCAUUGCCAUUUCACCAUUACCUGCAGUCAUCUCACUCACCAACCGAUACUUUAAAUGUUGGGGAGUACCUUGCAGUAGCUACACUGGUCUAUCACUUCAUGCUUGUUCUAGUUGUUCAAAUGUUUACAGCGUAUUGUAUGAAUGGUUAUGCUACAUUUUGCUUUCAAAAAUGUCGACAUUUGUAGUUUAAAAAACUGAAUUGACCAUACCAUAAAUGGGCAUCAUUUAAGAUAUUUAUUAGACUGUAUUUAAGUUUUGGAGAUAUGUAAUUGUAAUUUAUGAAAUAGUCAGUGCUUGCACAAGCCUGCAAUUGUCAAAGUUUCUAUUUCCCAAAUGCUUUUCCCCCCUAUGAUUUGGGUUCAUGUACAGUGGAAACUCUUUUGUUGAAUCCUGAUCAUUUUGAAUAAAUUUGGUCCAUUUAGAAAUG